AUGAUCCACAGCCUGUUUCUUAUAAACUGCUCUGGUGAUAUAUUCUUGGAGAAGCACUGGAAGAGCGUUGUGAGCAAAUCUGUGUGUGAUUAUUUCUUUGAAGCUCAGGAGAAAGCAAUCGAUGUUGAGAAUGUGCCUCCUGUCAUCUCAACGCCACAUCACUACCUCAUCAGCAUCUAUCGGGAUAAAAUCUUCUUUGUGUCUGUCAUACAGACAGAAGUGCCACCACUCUUUGUAAUUGAAUUUCUACACCGAGUAGCAGAUACUUUCCAGGAUUACUUUGGCGAAUGUUCUGAGACUGCAAUUAAGGACAAUGUAGUUAUUGUGUAUGAACUUCUAGAAGAAAUGUUAGACAACGGCUUUCCACUGGCAACAGAAUCUAACAUAUUGAAGGAGCUGAUUAAGCCUCCCACAAUUUUGCGCUCCGUUGUCAACUCCAUCACAGGCAGUACUAAUGUGGGUGACACACUUCCCACUGGACAGUUGUCGAAUAUUCCUUGGCGCAGAGCAGGGGUGAAAUACACAAACAACGAAGCUUAUUUUGAUGUCAUCGAAGAAAUUGAUGCAAUUAUAGACAAAUCAGGUAAGAUGCCUUGCAAACUCAUUUUUCUUUCUCUUUCUUUCAUGAACCCACGGCUGCUGGAUGAUGUGAGCUUCCAUCCAUGUAUUCGGUUCAAACGCUGGGAGUCUGAGAGAGUCCUUUCGUUUAUUCCUCCCGAUGGGAAUUUCAGAUUGAUCUCCUACCGUGUCAGUUCACAGAACUUGGUGGCAAUUCCUGUAUAUGUGAAACACAUGAUCAGUUUUAAGGAAAAUAGUUCUUCCGGAAGAUUUGAUGUUACAAUUGGACCAAAACAGAAUAUGGGGAAAACAGUAGAAGGAGUUGUCAUGACAGUUCACAUGCCAAAGGCUGUACUUAACAUGAACCUCACUGCUACACAAGGCAGCUAUACAUUUGACCCAGUUACCAAAGUGUUAACGUGGGACGUUGGCAAAAUUACUCCUCAAAAGCUCCCAAACCUGAAGGGCAUAGUGAACCUGCAGUCUGGAGCCCCCAAGCCAGAGGAGAAUCCAAGUUUAAACAUCCAGUUUAAGAUACAACAGCUUGCAAUUUCAGGACUGAAAGUGAAUCGCCUAGACAUGUAUGGGGAAAAAUACAAGCCUUUUAAAGGCGUCAAAUACAUUACAAAAGCAGGAAAAUUCCAAGUCAGGACAUGAGAAGAUGCUCUACUUCCAAGAGGAAAUUCCCCUUAAAAAAACCCACAACAAACUUGACUGCUUAGUGACUUACGUUGCUAUUAAUUAGGUGCCAAUUAAUUAAUUAAUAGACACUGAUUAGUUUGGGAUCAAAGCAUUUGUGCACAGCAGCUCUUAAAAUGAAAGCAUAGCUUAGUUUUUCUUAAUAAGGUACUUUUUUUCCUAAUACACCUUCACUCUUUUUUUACUGAAUUGUUGUGCCGGUGAAUAGUUUGAUAUAGGCGAUCCAGAAAAUGUCGCAAAC
This is a messenger RNA of Charadrius vociferus (killdeer), 1498 nucleotides long. It is a transcript of the gene AP3M1, whose product is annotated as adaptor-related protein complex 3, mu 1 subunit. The transcript is spliced from 8 exons. The record is from RefSeq and is a predicted model, not a curated record. NCBI's taxonomy places the organism in Eukaryota, Metazoa, Chordata, Aves, Charadriiformes, Charadriidae. Gene Ontology annotation, biological process: endocytosis; intracellular protein transport. Gene Ontology annotation, cellular component: clathrin adaptor complex; cytoplasmic vesicle. The coding region runs from base 1 to 1215 and encodes 404 amino acids.